Coccinella septempunctata (seven-spotted ladybird) is the source of this 4099-nucleotide messenger RNA. Its product is annotated as transmembrane protein 198. The record is from RefSeq and is a predicted model, not a curated record. The coding region runs from base 438 to 1508 and encodes 356 amino acids. The transcript has 8 exons. Lineage: Eukaryota; Metazoa; Arthropoda; Insecta; Coleoptera; Coccinellidae. Gene Ontology annotation, cellular component: plasma membrane.
UAAUUUUAUUUAUUUUACAUUGUUGAACGCGAAUCAGAUAGCUGGUGGAGGUUGCUCGCGGAGCGCCAGUAGAUUACCUUUCCACAGGUUUACGUAAAGGUAAAAGUGUUCCCAAAUCCAAAAAUCCGCCAGUGUGUCAUGAAUAAACAGUCAUUAUCCGGCCACUGAGGUCAGGUGUGUUCCCGAGAUGAACGCAGUAUAGGUAGAGUGCGCGCUGUCGCGAGCAAAAAAAUAAUAGUGCCAAAUUUGAAUGCCGUUUAUUGAAUUUCUGUGAUAAAUUUGUGAGCCAGUGCCCAGUUACCCGCUGGCGAUUUUGGGAUGUAUCGAAACGUAUUUUGUGAGAUUCAAAGUUUCUGAUCUUCACGAUGUGUAACACUUGAGUUGAAUCCUUGUAUUCAAUUGUGGAAAGAAGAAGAAAAUGUGAUUUUAUAGCAAAAAUGGAAAGUGGCGCCCAACCAGGCCUCUUGGUUCCACCCAGACCAAACGGGACCUUGUUCCCCAUCCCUGGCCUACCCAGAGAUGAGCCGAAAGUGGAGCCUUGUGCCCACGUCGACACCCACUAUGAUCUCACGACCGCAGCAAUUUGCUGCGGUUACAUCAUGUUCGGCAUCCUGUACACAUUUGUGGGUUACAGGCUCUUCAAGACAGUAAUGUUUCUCACAGGAUUUAUAUUUGCGUCAAGCCUGGUCUACCUGAUAUGUUUGCAGGGGGAACUGAUGCCACCCUAUGGGAAUGCGGGUGUAGCAGUAUUUGCAGGUGUUUUAUUCGGUCUGAUAACGAUGUUGGUCCAAUACGUGGGUCUCUUCAUGGGUGGACUGCAUACGGGCUUCCUCUUAGGGUUAGCUGGUCUCUUAACAGCUGACCACUUCAUGGAGACCUCCCCCAAAGGGUCGGUUUGGAUGUGUGUUGGUGUUCUUCUAGCCUCGGCUCUUCUCUUCGCCAUUUUCAAUCUUUAUUUCAGGAAAGGAUUGACAAUACUAGGUACCGCAGUGUACGGUGGUGCCAUCUUGACAGCAUCGAUGGACUAUUUCGUCGAGAAAUUGUCGAUGAUAGCCUGGCUCUGGCAGAGGGUGUCUUUGAGGCCCGUUGAACCACCCCCUUGUUGGUUCUCUUGGAUAGUGUUGGGCGCAUGGCCUUCGUUUGUGAUUGUAGGAUUAAUACUCCAGUGUGCUAUAACCGGAAGGGGGAUACAUCAUGAUGACGUUCAAGCAGGAAGGAAGAAGCCCAGAGGCCCCAGUUUGAGGGGAAAGACCAGGGAGGAAAGAGCCGAGAUGAGACAGAAGAAGUACAGAUAUCUGUAUCAAGUUCGGACGGCGCAUGGCGAUGUCAUCAGCCAGAAUUUCGUGCAGGCCCUGCAGAAAAAGGAACCAGAAAUCCAGGGGGCUGGAGAAUGCAGCACCCUUCAAUCAGACGCCACCAAUCUCACCAUUUUACCCGACGCACAUCUGUCGGUUCUCACUGAGAGUGAGGACGACAGCCAAAUGGAAGUGAGAAACGCUAGGCGUUAAACGCAACAAGAGUUUUUAUUCCGAUUCGUAACGUAUGACAAUAUAUUCAAAGGUUCUGACGAGGACUAAAAAGUUCAAGGACAGAGUGGAGUGAAUUAUUGACAGAUUCCGUAUUUUGACAGGAGAAGGCGUCCGGAAAUCUUCCCGCGCCUUUGACGUAUGACGCGUUUUUCUAUGACAAUUUCGAUUCCGAAUUUAGGUAUCGCGUUUUCGAAAUGUUACGGCGGAGUUUUGCCCUGCUAACACGCAUAAAGCCCUGGUGUUUUUAUCGAGCAAAGUUCAGGAAAAACUUGGCGGCACACACAUAUAAUCUGACAUAAGUCGAGGAUGGGCUAACGAUGUCAAACAGUAAUGUCAGAAACAUACAAAUAUGGCGGAAAUUUUGCCAUUAACUGGCACCGUGUCGCCUAAAGAUUGAUUCUAUUAUGUGACACUAAACACACCAGAGCUUUUAAGUAUCUCACGCCGAGCUUACUUUUAAAAAGGCACAAAAACCAAAAUGCUAGUUCGCUCAUAUAGACCAAGCGAUAUUUCCGAUAAGGUUGUCCGACAAUGAACGCAAUCAACGUAAAGCAAUGAUUUAACGCCAUCACGUACAAGACCAAAAAACUCUCAAAUUGUUCGGAUGUGAAUCUGCUUUUUUAUGGAUUAUUUCCAAUAUAUCAUGACAAAAAAGGCAAUCUUAUCAAGGAACUAACAUCUAAUUACCCUCAAAGGCACAAACGAUCAUUUUACGAAGUGCACUGGGUCUUAUGAUCUUAAAACGCAAUGCUCAAAGUUGAGAUUAACAUUUCUCAGUAAUUGUCCAUAGAUUCUAGUUAUUAUAAAUAAUGUGAUUCUCAAUAAUGCCCCAUUAAAUGAUCGGCUAUCAAUUCAUUUUAUUUCGUAGAGGGGGCUAACCGCCGAAUUUCUUUAAACGACGUUUAACGAAAAUUUUCAGCAUAAACAAUGGUCAAAUUUACGCAAAUCUUGGAGAGAAAUGCAAGGAGUACCUCUACAGUUCAUCAUUUUCUAUAUACACUGCGUUUUGGUGCAUCUUAUUGUCUCCUCUUUCUAAAAUAUUAUUAUUUAAUUUUUUAUUUUUACUUCGUGCGUUCAAAUUCUUUAUUCUUUUUGAAUACGUAUCCGAAUCAUUUCAUGUUGUUAAUAUCGCCAUUUUUUUUCACACAGUGGAAGUAGCUCUGCUCCACAGUCCAUGAAAAAAGGUAUAUAUGGAAAUACCUAAACUCAAAUAUUAGUCCAAAUAAAGUGUGAUAAUUAUUUAUUGUAAUCUGUCAAUUGUACAUAGACUUUUGAUUUUCUUGUCGUAACACGAAAGUGUAAGUAUAUUUCAAUAAGAUUAAUAUGUCUGCAUCAACAGACGAAGAAUAAUUUUCAGUUUACUCAUUCAAGAAAUAACGUCAGUCAUACUAACCUUAUUGAAAUUUUCAUACCGUCUCCAUAGCUAUAUCGUAACAAGAAUAUAUAAAAAAGAGACGCAAUAUAGGAUCUCGGAAGUACUUGGGUUUCGCCACACACUACGUCACCCAGCACACAUUGACGUAGCUAUCAUAAAAUUGAGCGGCGACGUGCAAUAUGCUACGCCACUGCUUAUAGGCCCAGUUCUGUAAAAUUGAGCUUGCCACCUAAUACGUCACCACCCUGACGUUUUGUUUUGAACUGAACUGCGCCUCCUUUCUAUCUCUUCUUGUCUCGUACUUUUUCAUUUAACAUUCCGCUUUUCUUUGUGUUCCUUUAUGUCAUCACAUACAUGACUAAUUUACGUUAUUGACUAUAGUGUACGCUAAUUUGUGUCAUAUGUCACCCUGGGAAGCUUAAAUUGGCAUCGAUUCAAAUUACAAACAAAAAAUGGAAGUGCCUUUGGCAUAACCUGUACGCGAAGUAUCUCAGAGACCAAAGGUCCGGAAUUUUUGAAAAUUUUCAAAUAUAUAUGUGUUGUUAUAUCCGCUCGAUGGUUUUUGUUGGAUGUGUUAUGGAAGAUUUUUGGAAGAGCAGUCGAGGAUUUAGUGAGAUGUUCUCGUUAACACCGCAAUUCAUUCAAUCAUCACUGAAAUGGCUUCAGGAAACUACUAAUGAACAAUGAACCUAUAAAAGCUUUUCCAGUAGUUCAAAUAGUAAUUGGUAAAUUUUCCUGCAGAAAGCUUAAAGAGAGUUCAAUUUUUCCUAUUUUCAAUCAAGCUGUCGUUAAGAGAUAAAUUAUUCCGACUCAAUAUCUUAGCCCUUGGCACAUCCUGUACAUUUUGAGGAUGAUAGAAUGAAGUGGGGCAAGUAUGAGAACCUAAAAAACGAAUUUAUGAGAAACAUCGAGUAGAGAAAGAAAGUAAUAAUCAAAACGAUUACGUUUUAGUUGUUUCGCGAAGGAAGAAACUGUGUUCAUUUAUGAAAUUAUUAUAUUAUAAUUGUGUGAUAUACCUUUGUACAUAUAAGUAUUUACAGUGAGUAAUAGAUAUCGAUAAAAUCAAAUAUUUUAUUCAUCGAGUUUAGAUGUAAGAUUAUGGAUCCCGAAAGAGUGAUUUUAAUCCUUGUGUAAGUUGGAAUCAGAUCUUUGUAGUAAUAUAGUUUGUGUAAAUAAAAACCGAAAAUUUCAAGAA